Molecule: messenger RNA, 1334 nt
Organism: Salvelinus namaycush (lake trout)
Lineage: Eukaryota; Metazoa; Chordata; Actinopteri; Salmoniformes; Salmonidae
Gene: c7h11orf65
Product: chromosome 7 C11orf65 homolog
Exons: 10
Coding region: 110-1126 (338 amino acids)
Source: RefSeq, a predicted model, not a curated record
UUUUAGCAACAAAUCAACCUGCCUCUAGCGACUUCCCCUGAAAUGUAGUUGGCAACACUGGCUGCAGUAGAUAGACCACUUCCUACAGGCACAGGUCCAGUUCAUAAGCAUGGAGAAGAACACUUACAAUUACGCAAUAGAAAGUGCCCCUUCGUCCCCCCUAGUGGAGGAUAUGAUGGAGCUGGACGGCCGGCAGCAGAGAGUCUACCACAGGGCUGCCAGGAUGAUACAGAGGACAUGGAGGAGACAUGUGGAUACACGCGUGUUCCAGUACUUCAAGAACCUUGUGAGGUUCCGUAACCAGGGAGACCCUCAACUCCUGCUCAAAAAUGUCAACCCCAGAGAGGCAAAUAUUCUGGAUGCUGCUGCAGGAGUCCACAUCAGAUUCAGACUGGGAGGGACCACCUUUCCACCGAGCAUCUACUAUAAGAUCUACACCCAUCGACCCAUCGUGGACAUGUGUGCCAACAGCCCCAAGGACUACACCCACCCCAGGCAGAAGAGGCCCGUCCCCAGGCAGAUACACAACGGGAGGACCCAGGUGCAGGACGACCAUGCUGGCUGGUACCACCGCGUGGAGAACAACGGCUGGAGACUGCUCUCUGGGAAGGCUGCUCUGUUAGGUGACAUCAUUACGUUGGAGACCAAUGGCAGGAAGGUGGAGUUUCAUCAUUCCAAACUGCAGCGUCGUCAGGACGUGGACAGGAGGAAGAAGAGGAGGAAGAUUGAAUGGUUGAAGCAGAUGUAUGACCGUGGCUGUCUGCAUGCACGUACAGAGCAUAGUGAGACAGCCAUGCUGGUGGAGCGGUCAGCCACGGGCAUGAUGGACGCCGUGGAGCAGCUGGGACCCAACCACAUCGUAGAGUGGGAGGUGGAUGAACUACUGGAGUGGACUAACGCUCUCAACUUUGACGAGUAUAUUAAUGACUGGAGGGUUGUAGGUACCAGCAAUUCCUCUGAGUCUUGGAAAGAUAAGAGGCUGGUACCUUCCAACCGGGAGCCUUGUGUUGAGUUCUCAGGGCUGGGGCAGGAGGACAGCCAGGUGGAUACCUACAGCAGUAUCCUCCACCCCCUGGUCUCCAGCCUCAUCAAGUCAGAACACUCCAAGGCCAAUCUCUUUGACUGACUGACUGACUGACUGACUGACUGACUGACUGACUGACUGACUGACUGACUGACUGACUGACUGACUGACUGACUGACUGACUGGCUGACUGGCUGGCUGACUGACUGCAUUGUAUCGCUGACCAGACCAGAAAAUUGCAAUACCAACCAUCAGACCCUACUACUAUGACACUAUGCAGUGGGAUUAAAUGUAAUGAGCAAUAAAGCAA